AUGUCCAGGCGAAUAGCUUCCUCAAGUUCGACUAGCACUCAGAGACUAGGCGUGGUACUCUGUUGGUGCAAUAAGCCUUGUGUGGUCAAGACAUCCGCCACAGAGUUAAACCCAGGCAGGCAGUUCUAUGGGUGUCCUUUUUGGAAGGACGAGACCAAGAAUUGUCGCUUUUUUAGGUGGGUGCGACAGAAUGCUGAUGAAGAUAAGCAAGCAAACUCUGAAAGUAGUUGCUCGAUUCUGAAGCUCGAAGACAGUUUGCGUACAGCACAGUGUAAGGCUGAGAGGAGGAAGAAAGAGAUGAAAAUUCUGUCCGAUGAGUUAUCUAGAUUGAUGAAAGCACAUGAGAUUAUGGUUGCUGAAGGGAGGAGGGUUGAUCAUGAUAUUCAUGUAAUUCGUUAUCAGAUCACUGUUAUUGUCGUACUCAAUUUGAUAAUGGUUGUUCUUCUAUGGCACCACUUUCUGAUGUAG
This is a messenger RNA of Linum trigynum, 468 nucleotides long. Lineage: Eukaryota; Viridiplantae; Streptophyta; Magnoliopsida; Malpighiales; Linaceae. The record is from the annotation of a GenBank genome assembly.